Molecule: messenger RNA, 4933 nt
Organism: Oncorhynchus kisutch (coho salmon)
Lineage: Eukaryota; Metazoa; Chordata; Actinopteri; Salmoniformes; Salmonidae
Product: fucolectin-6
Exons: 7
Coding region: 309-1289 (326 amino acids)
Source: RefSeq, a predicted model, not a curated record
ACGAGGGGGGUUGGCAGGGUCAUUGACUUUGUGACUGGUGUAUAAAUGAAUCAGUCAGAUUCAGUUGUCUACAGAGCUUUUACCUACAUCAGCAUCAACAGUGACCUUGUUUAUUUUAAGAUUGCAUGUUUGCAAGCAGAAUUGAGGGGAGUGGGGGUUUAUGCGAUCACAUCCUACUCCUCAGAAGGCAGCCCGCCCUCCGGCCUCUCUUUCUCCGCCUCCUCUUCACGCAGAUCACUGGGGUCGGGGCCUGUUCCCGAGGGAGCCGUAUAUCAUGAAAGAAAAAAAAGGAUCCUGCUAGUCCGUGGAUGAUGAGAUCGACCACGAUGUUCCUCUUGUUGACUCUCCUGGGACUGGCAUGCUCUAUUGGCCCUACAGUCCCAAGAAAUCUUGCCUUGCGUGGAAAAGCAACACAGUCAGACCUCAUCGAGAACCCAUGGCACGGUUGGAGUCAUGCCUCCAAUGCCAUUGAUGGGAACCGCGAUUCACAUUUCCAUCAUGGGUCCUGCACUGCCACUGACGAAACCACUAACCCCUGGUGGAGAGUGGACCUGCUUGAUACCUACAUAGUCACCUCCAUCACUGUCACCAACAGAGGGGAUGCUGUUCCUGAGAGGCUUAACGGGGCUGAGAUACGAAUAGGAAAUUCUUUAGUGGACAAUGGCAUUCAUAACCCUCUGGUUAAAACAAUUCCCUCUGUUCCAGCCGGCAGUUCUCUCACCCUUGCUUUUGACCCAAGUUUCGAAGGACGUUAUGUGAUUGUGGUUCUACCAGGCCAGAAUAGACUUCUGACACUCUGUGAAGUGGAGGUUUACGGAUACCUUGCCCCAACUGGAGAUAAUGUAGCUCUAUAUGGAAAGGCCACCCAGUCGUCUUUGAAUGAGUUUGGCAUUCCAGGCAAUGCUAUUGACGGGAAUCGCAACGCUAUUUGGAUAGGAGGGUCCUGCACCCACACUCUACAGGACAUCAACGCCUGGUGGAGGGUGGACCUUCUGAAGACCUACAAAGUGUUCUCCAUCAUCAUCACCAACACAGUCGACGGUGUUCCCAGCAGACUCAAUGGAGCUGAGAUUCGCAUUGGAGAUUCCCUGAAAGACAACGGCAUCAAUAAUCCUAGGUGUGCUGUGAUCUCCUCUAUCCCAGCUGGCAAUUCAAGCACCUUCCAGUGUCCGGGCAUGGAGGGUCGAUAUGUCAUCGUGGUCAUUCCAGGGAGGAAGGAGUACCUGACCUUGUGUGAGGUGGAGGUGUACGGAUCACCCCUGGAUGGGACUGGGCCUACAUGUAACUAAAUCAGAUCAUUAAUUCUUAACAGCACCCUGCAAUGUUUGGGGAAUGUAUUGUCUUACGAAAACAAUUCAACUUUUUAGUAUACUAUCACUAUUCUGUAAGUUCGUCUUGCACACUGUUUUUGGAUGUUUGGGUAUAAAUUGACGAUCACUUUUUGUAACACUUUUUAAGAACAACUUUCAUGAAUUAUUAUGUAGCCUAAUUAUUGGUUAGACAGUUAUCAUUCAUACCAUGAAAUGCAUGUAAUGCUGUAAAGUAAUGCUAUUAUGUUAGAAUGAAUGGUCCCGCUUUAAAUGACAUUCAGAUUAUAAAGGCUUCAUAAAGCCUUAAUAAUGCCUUCAUAAGCAGUACAGAAAUGUUUACAAAGCAUCUAUAACCAUAUGUCAUGCUUUAUAAAGGGUUCAUAAAUGUGGCAUAACUGUGUGACAUAAUCAUCUAUAUCAAAUGUGAUAUAACCCACUAAGUCAAAUUAUGAUAUAAACUUGUGCUUUAUAAAGGGUGAUGUGCUGAUGGAAAAAGCUCUAAAGGGAUGUCAUCUUAGUCACAUUACACCUAAUCUCGUUCCCUUUCGCCCAAAUGCUCAGAAGGUCUGAUGGACCAAUGCAUCAAACUUGGCCUUCAUUAGUCAGGGUUAGGUUUCAAAUCACAUUUUAACAAGAUAAAAGUGUGGAAAUGGGCAGGGUUUAGCCAAAAUUAUGACUUUUUUUUUGUUAAGUAGUGACAAUGACAAAUACUUUACUCAGUAAGGUCACUGCUAUAGAAUUGUAUAGUCACUCCCACUAUGCCCAAUUUUGAAUGGUUGAUAUCCCAGGCGUCAAUGUGCUGUGUGAGCAAUAGCCUGAGAACAACAUUACACCAAGAAACCCUUACCUUGAUGAAAGUCCCCAAUCUAAAGAAAUUGAAAGUGUCUUUCUUCUGGAACCAAGUUACAUGUUCCUCAGUACACAAACAUGAAAACAACAAAAACGAGCCAUACGGACGGUGCUGGGCCCUGUCAAGUCUUUGACACAUUCACCCAUUUCCCCACUGAAAGAUCAGCCACAAAAUGUGGCCACCAUUGUAACAUGUUGUAAUCAAGCCCUGGUCCCCAGCAUGGGAACAGAAGAGGAAUAUCUGGUGCGGUAGUCUCAGGUUGGACUACUCCAAAUCAUCUUGGUUCUGACACAUAAACACAAGCUUUGCAGGUCCAUCAACCCAUUUAAUACCUCUCACACCCUACUGUAACCUGUGGAUCAUGAGAGAAACUUAAUAAAUCAGAGGAACGUUAAUCGCCUACUUAUUAACACUUCACGUAGUGUCCAGUAAUACUUCGUUUGAAAUGAGACACCUUCGCAUGACGCUGUACUUCAUUUAAAGUCUGUCUACUUUGGUCAUUUAUGACACAUGCAUAAAUGCCUUAUAUCAUAUGACGCUGUACUUAAUAUAAGGUCAGACACCUUUGGUCAUUCCUAACACAUGCAUAAUGGCUUAAUGAUGUUAACACAACUGUAUUAACACUUAGGGAAUUGGCAUUAAAUGAUAAAACAAGAAAACAUUAAAGAAAUGUUUUUUGUUAUUUGUACAUUUUCAAAACAAUACAAAUACAUGACAUUUCAAACAGUCCAGCAAUGCCAUUACAUUGAACAUUACACAGGGCUGUGAAUAGUCCAGCUUGUCCCUGAGCUGGCAGGAGAACGGUUCUUGCCUCCCUUCUUGCUGGAGGUACUGGGUGUUGGUUCCAACCUAAAUGAACAACAAAGUGAGCAGGUCUGUUAGGAAAGGUCGUUUGUCACACCAUCUAGAUAAGGGCAUUCCUGUGCUGCACAAGAAACUCUAAACGGGAAGAUGGGAAACUCCAUUCAAUUCCUAUUGUUACAAUACAGCUAUAAGACAUGUAUGUAUGUAGGGGAUAUAUAUGUAUUUAGCUGAGCCUGCUAGCUAACUAAAUUUUGUCUAGCUAGUAUUUGCUGUGAAGUCACCGAAAUGAUUUGAAAUAAUGAUUGAGGUAGCUACAGUAUGUAAUCUAACUCAACACUUAACUACUACCAACACAUUUAAAUCACAAUAAAUAAAGGUUAACUUACUUGUUUUUGGAUUUGAGAACAUCAUCUGCGUCUCAUCAGCAACACUAAAAAAGUACUUCCGUGUCACAGAAUUUUGGAAAUGUUCCAAAUAAAGUCCCCCACGUAAUAGCAGAAAAGUCUCAAAAACACAUUCAUGAUAUAUGAAAAAUAAUUGUCUAAACAUUAAACAUAGAUUUUUAAGUGACAUAUGUAUUAAAUUUGGGUUUUAAAACAUGUUCCAAGGUCAAAUAAAUGCUCCCAAUGCAAAUCACCAUAUAUAGAAUAGAUAUUGGCUUAGAGCAAUAACUAUUCUGGGUGCAGCAGUACAAGUAUUGCAGGGAAUACUCAAUAGGGUCUGUAGAAUGAAUGUACAGUGGGGAGAACAAGUAUUUGAUACACUGACGAUUUUGCAGGUUUUCCUACUUACAAAGCACGUAGAGGUCUGUAGGUACACUUCAACUGUGAGAGAUGGAAUCUAAAAUAAAAAUCCAGAAAAUCACAUUGUAUGAUUUUUAAGUAAUUCAUUUGCAUCUUAUUGCAUGACAUAAGUAUUUGAUACAUCAGAAAACUGUAUAUAUGGUGUCAUUUCAUGGGGCUCAAAAUAAUACGGAAUGUGGCCGGCCUUUUACUCCACCCAUUCCAUUGGCGGCCAGAUCACAUCAUGUGUGCUUACUGCACUACAGAAAACCUGCUAACAAAACAACAGUGCAGAGCAUGCUCACUGAAUUAAAGAGCAACUACACUUACAAAUAUACGUUUCUUUGAUUUUUCACAGACCUCAAAAGUCUGAUGUGGUUUAAGAAUUGUUGUGAACACAGAAAAUUAAAUGUUGUUUUUCUAUUAAGAAAGUGUGAAAACACUGGGGGAAAACUAGAAAGAAUGGGGAAAAUCUGAAACCCGGAAAAACAAAACCAAGAAAACGGAAUUUGGUGUGGAAAAAGAAGUAGGCAACUACAACAAACAGACUAACGAUUGUAAAAGGCCCUACCAAGGUUUUUUGCUUUGCAUGACUGCACUUUAGAGUCUGUGUUCUCCUGCAGCACAGCAUGUUGGGGGAAGCUGAAGUCAAGUCCAAUAUUGACUAUGCACCCAAGAGGGAAAGAGGAUGGGCCAAUCUAGAAAUGUUUUAGUGAAAUAUAAUAUAUAACAUUUUGCAGACACUUUUAUCCAAAGCGACUUACAGUCAUACGUGAAUACAUUUUUACGUAUUAUAGGGUGUUGAAUCGAAUCGAACCCAAUAUCCUGCCAUUGCAAUGCUCUACCAAGAUGUAUGACAGGGUUAUAAAUGCUUUGUGAAGCCACAAUUGAAUAUGAUUUAUAAGCUCUUUAUUAAGCGGUGCUCAUGCCACCCUUUAUAAAGCACAGGUUUGUAUCAUUUUCAACAUAGUGGGUUUUGUCCCCUUAGACAUUGGUGGUUAUGACGAACAUUUAUGCCACAGUUAUGAACCCUUUAUAAAGCAUGGCAUACGGUUAUAGAUGAUGUGUAACACAUUUCUGUAGUGUUUAUGAAGGUUUUAGGAAGCCUUUAUAAGCUGCACGUCAUUUAAAGUGGGACCAAAUUCAUGAAUAAACUUAAUUAAUAAAUCUGGAAUGUUUCCAUUGUG